AGAGUCUAGAUCUAGGAAAUCAAGGACAUUUUCACAAGAUGUCAGCAAUUGAGAGCUGUAGUCGUAGAAGGAAGUUAUGCUAGAAGUGUCGAAUUGUACUAGACUAGAUAGAUUUUGAUCGAGAGAUUAGAGUAUUUAGAUAUCAUAUUAGAUCUAGAAUCUAGAGAAAUCUAGUCGUAUACGAGUACUGUUAGCACAGUUUCAUGAGUUUGGCGUAGCGGUAGUCUUGCCUUUUCAUUUUGUUGCCAAACUUUUGGUACAGUAACAGUUACAGUGACACUGACAGUAGUAAGUACCAACACGACAGUCAUAGAUGAUAGACAUAUCAUGUCAUAUGUCAUAUGAUAGUGAAACUGAAGCAUCAAACAGGCACUGAGUUGACUGAGUCGUGAGUGUAGGACUCAAGAGCGUAGCUGUAGGCGUACUAGGGCCUUACUAGGCGUAAUUUGUAGGUAGAUCUAGGAUCCGUAGCCGUAGCGUAGGUGAUAUUUGAAAUGGAAACUAUGGCACAGACACAAGUUGUGCUACAAGACAUUAAUGAACUGAUAGAUCUUUUCCUUUCUCCCGAUUUUGAGCCCUUGCCAAAAUCAAAGUCUACAACAAAUGUUGAUGCAUUCCACUUUGAAGCAGAGGGUGAGGAAUUUGAUGAUGACUCUCAACCCAAUCCUGAUAAUUAUGCUUCUUUCAAAUUACGAGCAGCGGGAAAUGAAUCUAGAUUUUUUAAAGCCACUGAUGCUGCAAAAACCAACAGGCCUAUAGAUACAGAGACAUGUGGCAGGACUUUGGCCAAAAUGGGAGAUGAAUUUUACUCCAGCAAAAUGAAGGAGCGAAUGACAGUCAAAGAACAGCUCCGGAGAAUCUUUCAACCUCUUGCUCUUGAAAGUCGUAGCACUGACCCUGAGGUGGAGAAAAACACUUGGGAGAAGUUUAAAAAUGUGCUGGACUCAUACAUAGCCACCGGUUCAGGGGAUGCUCCGAAGGUGUUGGGGGCCAUCUUACUUUCUGUCAGUGGACUGUCGUAUCUAGGCAGCGGAGUUAAAGAUCAGGUGAAAAACUUCACCAGAAGAUAUAUAGCACAGAGAAACUUGGACCGUGAUAUUGCUCGUAUGGGAGGCUUGAAUGCCAUAAUGUCCACUCAAUUAGAUUGAGAGCUAACGGGAAAUGACAUUCAAGAGAUGUUUUAACCAGCCGCCUUCAAUUGCUCAUAAACUUCCAGGUGUAAUCAAUGAUGGUAGGAACUCUCUUACAUUGAAAAGUGCAUACUCAUGACCUUUAUUUUAAUUCUUUAUGUACGCCAGUUAUUAUUCAUUUCUUUUUUUUUUGUAUAACUGAAAAAGUUUUUGCUUCAAGUGUUUGACUGACUACUAUUAAAAAAAAAAGAAACACAAUAUAAAGAAAACUACAUUUGGUAUUAUCAGAUUUUGUGUAGACUUGCCACAAUAAAGUUAAUAUUUAUUGCAUGUUUAGCAUUUUCCAUGACAUGUAUGCAAUUUAGCAAAACUUGUUUUAUUAUCAUUUAAACUUUUAAUCAUCAAAUUAGGAGCAGCAAUGCUUUUUAAGAUAUGCUUGUAAGAAAUUGAUUUUGAGAAUGUCUUUUAGGGAGCACUCUUAAAAUAAUGUAAUACAAUGUAAUAUAAUUCAGAAAGAUUUUUUCAGAAUGAGAAUAGCAUAUUUAUGUUUGUCAUUGUUAAUUUUGUGAACAUUGUUUCAUUUUGACUGUUGAUGCUUUGUUCUAAAUAAUUUUCUUGCCAAUAAUGCACAACACGUAUGUUAGUACAUUUUAAUCCACUAAAUUGAACCACAUCAGGACAUUAUUGCAUUGGUUCUACUAACCGGCUGGUUCGAUUACACUAGCAUGCCCCAAAUUUGCUUGUGUAAUUUUUUUUAUAUGUGCAAUAUAAACACAUAGCAAAGCAUACAAACAAGAACAAUGGAUAUUACUUAAAUUUUUUAGAAAGAUCUACAACAAAUGGUCCUACAACAAUUUAGUCAAUGUUUUCUCAUAAAGCCACCACAAAUGGAGGAGCUGGAAUACUCAUCAAAUGGCCCGAUGGAGAAAAACUAGAAAAAUCCAUUGCAACUGGAGAGCUUUUUGACAGCCACAGAGCGGAAAGGGAAGCACUAGAACUAGCUGCUACCAUGCAAAUCAUCCAAGUACCCCACCCAGUCAGAUUGUCUUUCUAACCGAUGCAAAAAUAACCCUCCAAAGCUUGGAAAACUCUGAUUCCUCCUAUAUAAAAAUGACUCAGGACAGCACUUAUAAAGCUCAAGAACAACAGCAAAAAAACUGUUAUUCAAUGGAUACUAGCACCAGCAAGGCUGACACACUCGCCAAGAGUGGGAGAACAAACUCACAAUUAAACAUUGCAGUCUAUACAGAAGAAAUGAAGAAACUAAUAGUAAAUAAAAUAAAUGAGAAAUGGACAAGCUGUCAUCCAAAUCACAAUAAAGAUGAUGCCUAUUAUAAGCUAUCCCGACAAGAUUAAUGUCUAAUUUUUCGACUCAGGACCGGACACAACAGAAUGCGACAACACAUGUACCGGAAGCUCAAAAUUGGAACCAGUGAAAUCUGCCCAUGUGGAGUGCCACCAGAGAAUGCUGACCAUGUCCUUCAAAACUGUUCUCUUUACCAUGAGGCCCUUACAAGACACUGGCCCCAAAACACCCCAAUAGAAAGAAAACUAUAGGGAUAGCUCCCUGAUUUGGAAACCACUGUGCAGUUCAUCUCAUGUAUUGGUCUAGUCAUCUGAACACUCCAACAUAACAAUGAGAAGGAAGAAGAAAAUUCAAUGUUUAAAGAACUUUUCCUGUGUGAUCUGACACAUUCUAUUGAUGAACUGCUCUUAAACCAAAUCACCACAAAAAUCUAGCGCUCACAAUUUUCUUUUCCUUCAAGCCACUAGCCCCGAAUCAGUCAUGAGUCUCUCUGCAAAUUGAGUAGAAAUGGCAAUGUCUUAAUCUUCAUUUUCAGUGUAUCAUUGAAGUUUGGUGUUGUUGGGUAUAUAUUCUUCAAGGUUUUAGAUCUAUUGAAGUUCCACAUUUCAACCUUGUAGCAUUUUUUUUUUCUUUUCACUCUCUCCUUCUGUUGUCUGAUUAUACAGAAUUUCAGUCUGAAUCAGCAGAUAACAUUACACGCAUAUUAUAGGUUUUAUUUCUGUACUUUAGGAUUCGGUUUGAAUAAGUGACUGGUUCAAUUAACCAUAUUUGACUGUAGACCAUUACAUUCCUGUCAUUAACUCAAGCAUAGUCAGUGAAGGUUUGAGGCGUGUUGUAUGACCCACACAUUCUUCUCAUAAGAAAUGAGUGUAGAAGAAAUCACAAAUAUUUAGUACCGGUAUUGUAUGUUUUUAGUCUGUAAAGGUACUCUUUGUUUUGGUCGUUGUUGUAACUUCUUUGUUUCCUGUUCCAAUGUUGAUUAAAAAAACUAUGCAAGAAGGCUUCCAUUUAAAUUACAAUAAAAUAUUUUAUGUAUACUAUGUGAUAAAAAAAAACAUUUUUUAAAGACCUAUUCAAAUUUUUUAUUCCAAAAUAUUUUUUUCGGAUGGAUGGAAGUGUUUAUCUUAUGGCUGUGAAAAAAAAAGUUUGGAUACAUCUGAAACAUAUUGAGAGUUGGCAAGUAACUUUUCUCUUAGUAAAUCAUUAUAGAAUUUACAUGUAAUGUAUUAUGAAAAUCUUCAAGUGUGGCAGCUCUUCCUAAUAUUAUAUUUUAUGUUUUAUUAAACAUAAAAAAAAAAAGAAUUCAAUGUUUGACUCUUGUUUGUUGAUGUCAAUGUGUGCAACUUAUGUACAUCAAUCUUAUCUACUCUAUGAUAUUAUCUUGUAACUGAUCUUCAAAUACUUUAAAUUAAUUUUGGAUUUAUAUCUUAAGACAAGUGUCAGAAUGUCAAAUGGUUUAACAAAGAAAGGAUGGGCUUAAAUAAAAGAACAUUUGUAUGACAACCUA
Messenger RNA from Biomphalaria glabrata, 3943 nucleotides. RefSeq lists its product as uncharacterized. The coding region runs from base 495 to 1148 and encodes 217 amino acids. The transcript is spliced from 7 exons. Lineage: Eukaryota; Metazoa; Mollusca; Gastropoda; Planorbidae. The record is from RefSeq and is a predicted model, not a curated record.